UGCAGGGCGCUGGAGCGAUUUCUGGUACGAUGGAACCUAAGAGUGACUCAGUGGACUUUUCUUUUCUCGACAGUGAACUAUCGUCCCUUAGCAUCAUCGACAUGGAAUCGUACCAUUUAAAAUCGGCCUUGCCGAGGGUGUCUCGGUCCAGUUUGUGGGUGACAGAAAACUUCAUGUGGAGCGAAGACGACGUGCUUGGCCAGGGGACAUUCGGCAUCGUGUACAAAGGCUUUAGGAAAAAAGACGGCAUGCCCGUGGCCGUGAAAAAAUUCAACAGGAUAAGUAACCUACGACCUGAAGAUGAGCGGAGACGUGAACUAGAACUUUUGCAGAAGCUCCAUCACGAGAAUGUGGUCAAGUUGCUGGCCAUUGAGAACGAUCAGAAGGAAAAAAAGUUUGUCCUCGUCACGGAGCUUUGCACUGGAAAUUCUCUUCAUAACAUUGUCAAGGAGCCUGAAAAUGCGUAUGGCCUGCCUGAGGACGAUUUUCUGCUGAUUUUGGAACACGUGGCAGCAGGCAUCAAGUACCUGAAGGAGGAGGGCGUCGUUCACAGAGACUUAAAGCUGGGAAAUAUAAUGAAGUACGAAGGAAUCGAUGGAUCGGUGCUCUACAAACUGAUCGAUUUUGGGCAUGCAAAAUGCAUCAACAAUGAUGAAUGCUUCGAUAGCAUUUGUGGAACGUCAUAUUAUAUCCAUCCGAAGAUUUAUGGAUGUUACCUGAAUGAGGAGACCAAAGAACCGUUUCCUGUUACAUUGGAGCUAUGGUCUAUUGGGGUGAUUAUCUACACCGUUGCUACAGGGUGUUUGCCAUUUAGGCUUAUUGAUCCAAAGGAUACAAAGGCCUUGUAUCUAAUUACAAAAAAUAAACCAACAGGGGCGAUUUCCGGCUGCCAAAAGUCAGCAGACUCCAAUUCAUUCAAUUAUUCAACAUCUCUUCCAGACAAAUGCCAACUGAGCAGAGACCUUAAGAAGCUAAUCACUCCUAUCAUUGCUAAACUGAUGGAAGUUUCGCUUUCCAAAGCAUGGAGUUUUGAGGAAUUUUUUGCUUCAAUCGAGCAAAUCAACAAAGCAAAACAGCACAUGAUUUGGUGUUGGCGAGUGCAUGAGUUUGAAAUGCUAAGACUGUAUCCCGAAGAUGAGGUUUGGACAGCUGAGAAGCUGAGCUCCAAUAUUGAAAACAUGACAUCAAUUCCUGCAACUCAACAGACACUACUCCACGAUAAUGUCAACAUUGUAUCAGAUAAGCGGCCCCUGAUAACCACGGAGAAAAAGCCAUUCUUUUUGUUUUGUCGAGGAGAUAACAUACAAGAACUGCGUGACGAUGGCAAUGAUUUGGUGUUUCCAUCAAUGAAUACAAAAAAACUUGACAGACAAAGAGACUGCUCCAAAUCAAAGCAAUGCGCAAUUCUCGCCUAUGACUUGAAACGACAAGCUGAUCACUUCUCCCUUGCUGCAAGGAUGACAAACAAAGCAGCUAAUCAUUUUCGCAAACACAUUGCUAGAGAAGCUGCUAAAUUGGACUCUUUGCUAAAGCAAAUACUCCAAUCCUCUACCAGUACCAAACAGCAAAUCGAAAUUAUUAUGAAGAUUCAGAGACUUUUCGAAAACAAAGACACUGCAAAGACGGACGUUCUUCAAAGUGACAUAUUAAACCUGAACAUUGAACUCGAAGAACAGGCUUCAGCUAUUAGGAAGCUGAUGAAUUCAAUUCCAAAUAUGAACAUUCCGGAAAAUUCAAUAACAACAGGAGUGGCCACGAUGAAUACAUUGGCUCUGCGAUUGAAAGACAGUUGGCAGAAGCUGGAAUCCAAUUUAUAUCAAACUUUGUCUUACAAGGAAGAGGAGCAUUUCAAAUUGGAGAAGAUAAGAGUUUCCAGCGCGUGCGAAGAGAUAAAUUAUUUAAUGGUUUCUAUAAUUUUGCCGUUUGCCAGUGACCUCGCUCAGACUCUUUCAAAUUGGCACAAAGAAUCGCAGGAAUAUUUCAACAGGGCUGAAAACUUGGAAGUAAACAUAAUUGAAAUCCAAACAGCAUUGAGGGAAAUCCAAGAGAGGUUUGACAGCACCAAGGAACAGCAAAUUUUGUCGCUUCAAACUGAGAAAAAGGAUUCCAAAAUUGCCCAAAGAUUGCAGUGUGCAAUUCAGGACCAGGAUUUAUCUAUAGUCCAAUUGCCUGAUAGCACAAACUACCUUAGACGAAUCGUGACACAAAUAUUCGCCCAGCACCAAGAAAUGACGAAAUUGAUCAUGGAAAGCAAAAAAAUCAAUUCUGACACCAGAAAAGUGAUAGAAAACAUAAUAGCUCCAGAAAUGAGAAAUGGGGAUUUCCCAAAUGUUUAAUAUUAUGCAAGUUACGGUGUAAAUAUUAGCAUAUAAUAAAAUAUUGAGUUUUAUUUGCAAUA
Molecule: messenger RNA, 2398 nt
Organism: Cloeon dipterum
Lineage: Eukaryota; Metazoa; Arthropoda; Insecta; Ephemeroptera; Baetidae
Product: serine/threonine-protein kinase TBK1-like
Exons: 7
Coding region: 30-2336 (768 amino acids)
Biological process (GO): peptidyl-serine phosphorylation
Cellular component (GO): cytoplasm
Molecular function (GO): ATP binding; protein serine/threonine kinase activity
Source: RefSeq, a predicted model, not a curated record